AUGAAAACUUUGGCAGCUCGUAAACUUGGUUUGGUAUUUAAAGAGGCCAGUGUGAAGAAGAUUAACCCUCAGCACGAAUAUCACUUUUUCCAAAAGACUUUUCAAGAGUACUUGGCGGCAUUAUAUCUGGCACACAAGCUACUGGAACAGAAGGUUAAUGUCUUUCAUAACUUGAAGUUAUGCUGGAACUGGAGAGGGUGUACUAAGCAAGAGUGUUUCAGUGAAUACGGAGAAGCAGAACAAAUGGCAAUGACUCUUUGUUCCUUUAUCCCGUUUCCACAGUCAGUAACCAGUAACAUCGGAAAUAAUUUAUUUGAAGGUGUCCUAGGUGUUGCAAAUGCUUCCAAGAGCUUCUCACAAUUACAAUUAACUGUUCAUCUUAUUGUAUGUGAUUCUAAUAUCCAUGUGGAGUUUUUUUUCUGUUUACAUGUUGCUAAUCUCUUACUCCAGGCUAGAAACUCUUGUCUGUAUUGUUGCGACAAUAGCACAAGACUUUACUGCCCUUGAGUGCGACGCACUUCAAAUGAACACAUCUUUACAUUCCUUUACUAUACAAACAAAUUGCAGCUUUCCCUCUAAGGGGGCUGCUGCAAUUGGUGACAGUUAA
This is a messenger RNA of Pocillopora meandrina, 607 nucleotides long. The record is from the annotation of a GenBank genome assembly. NCBI's taxonomy places the organism in Eukaryota, Metazoa, Cnidaria, Anthozoa, Scleractinia, Pocilloporidae.